Molecule: messenger RNA, 1572 nt
Organism: Pimephales promelas (fathead minnow)
Lineage: Eukaryota; Metazoa; Chordata; Actinopteri; Cypriniformes; Leuciscidae
Biological process (GO): negative regulation of transcription by RNA polymerase II; regulation of immune system process; regulation of cytokine production
Cellular component (GO): nucleoplasm
Molecular function (GO): RNA polymerase II cis-regulatory region sequence-specific DNA binding; DNA-binding transcription repressor activity, RNA polymerase II-specific
Source: RefSeq, a predicted model, not a curated record
GCUGAAUUCUCUCAAACUCGAAGGUGCAUUCAAAUUUAAGGACGUUUUUAGACAUUUCAACCAUGUUAUAAUCAUUUAACAAUGUUUUAUAACUAUGUGAGAUACGAACAAACGUUCCAUGCACUAUUAAAACGCAUUGUUAUUAAUAAUAAAUAGCAAAUAGUUACGGUAGGGUAAGUGUUCACGACAGUGGAGAGCAUUAGCAUUAUUAAAUUAACGUUACAUGAUGCGAGUUUAAAUCGCAAAAGGCAUUAAAUACAUAAAAUCGGGACAAGAGACGAGAGAGAGACAGAACAAAUACUACAGAAGACAAGAUCAUACAUCAACUGUCAUCCUACAAGAGAGGAACAAACAAGCGAGUGCAACAAGUGAAAUAAAUGUACUAUGUAUACUAUAGUUAAGACAGAAUUUGUCGAAGAGGAAAUUGAAGACAAGAGUGAUCCAGAACCAUCCAGAAUAAAACAAGAAGAUAGUGAGGAACAAACAGACUUGACAGACAUAAAAGAAGAAAGUGAAGAACUGAACGAGGUGGAGGAGAAACGUCCAUAUCGGGAAUCUUUAAUAGCAGAAGAAACAUGUUCAAAGAACAAAACUCAAAGAACCUUCCCGUGCCCUCAGUGCGGAAAGAGUUUCACACGAAGAGACAGCCUUAAGGACCAUGUGAGACUUCACACGGGAGAGAAACCUUUCCGCUGCCACCACUGCGAGAAAAGCUUCACGCGGAAAGAGAGCCUGAAGUGUCACAUGCGAACUCACACCGGAGAGAAACCCCACAUGUGCCACCAGUGUGGAAAGAGUUUCACGUUUAAAAACAACCUCAAGGUUCACGUGAAGAUCCACUCCAGGGAGAAGCUGUUCGUCUGCCCUCAAUGCGGAAAGGCCUUGAGGUGUAAAAAAGGCCUUCGGGAUCACAUCAGGGCGCACAGCGGAGAGAAACCGUUCAAGUGCCAUCACUGCGGAAAGACGUUCAAGUGGGCGCACAGCCUCAAUAAUCAUCUGCACUCUCACUCGGGGUUUAAGCCUUUUAACUGCGUUCAUUGUGGGGAAGGUUUUACCUCGUCGUCCAUUCUGAAAAACCACCUGAGGGUUCACACAAACGAGAGGCCGUAUGUGUGCUCUCUGUGCGGAAAGAGUUUCGUAUGGCCGGGCAAUUUUAAAGAGCACCAGAAAAGACACAGGGGCGAGAGAGAUCAUGCGUGCUUCGAGUGCGGCAAGACUUUUACCACGGCUAAACGACUGAGGGAGCACCAGAGGAUUCAUACGGGGGAAAAGCCUUACAAGUGCUCACGCUGCGAUAAGGGAUUCACUCAGUCUGGCUCGCUGAAAGUCCACGAGCGAGUUCACACUGGAGAGAAGCCGUACCACUGCCCAAACUGUGGGAGGAGUUUCUCUCAAUUGGCAAAUUUUAUCACUCAUAGUAAAAAGCAUUGCAAGAACUCGUCACAGUGAGAAGGCACGUGAAUUACGUGUGGAUGAACUGAAUAUGUUUCUCCCAGGCAUUGGUGUUAUUCAAUGAGUUUAAUUAACUGUCACCGUCCCACAGGUGGGACGUUUGCCACUAUAUUUUUUAAA